Molecule: messenger RNA, 1109 nt
Organism: Ruditapes philippinarum (Manila clam)
Lineage: Eukaryota; Metazoa; Mollusca; Bivalvia; Venerida; Veneridae
Exons: 2
Coding region: 35-1030 (331 amino acids)
Molecular function (GO): protein binding
Source: RefSeq, a predicted model, not a curated record
AAGUGUUCUUUUCCACUUCAAUACAAGCAAGAAAAUGGCACCGAAUAACGCCGUAAACUCCUUUCUGCUGAUGCUUUUGCUGUUACCAUUUUCCUUUUGUUAUGUCGGCUCCGGAACAAUGACUUUGAUUCAAAGGAUGGAAACUCUCGAAAAAAGAGACAAAGAAAAAUCCAUAGUAAUUGAUCGUUUGACGAAACAACUUGCUGACCAGGAGAGAAAGAUACAAGUCAUGGAUCAAACUAUUGAAAACAUCAUGAAAGACGCGGCAAAAUUUUCUUAUACACAACAAGAAAAGUACAAAAGAUACACCAAGCUUCAACAUGACCUAAGUAAGUUGUCAGAGGAAAGCAGAAAUCUACUACAAUUUACAAGUAAUGAUAACGACAAAAUGCUGUUACAAGUUAAUCCCACAGUAUCUGAUAAAAGCCGGAAACCAUCCAAUAACUCAAGUUUUUAUGAAAAUGAAACACAAACGAAAAAAGAGGCAUUUAAAUUCAAGAAAUCUAGUGAACAAAUGGUUAAAAACAUGCCUAUAUCUAUCGAAAGAACACGUAGUAAUGGGGAUGGGAAUAUACGAAAUCGAAAAGAACAAUUAAAACGGAGUAAGAAACGUUUUGUAGCUAACAUAGAGGGUCCAGUGGCAUUCCAUGCAGUGUCUGAUAAGCGCAAAAUUACACAUCUUGGAACAAAUGAAAAUAUUAAAUUUGAGACAAUUCUUCUUAACACAGGUGGAGGCUACCACAGUCAACAUGGUUUAUUUAUUGCACCAAAAGCCGGAAUAUAUCUUUUUUCCACUUCAGUGUUGACGUCUGGAACAGAGCUCUAUGCUCAGAUAACGAAAAAUGGUCUCCCUCUGGCGAAAGCCUUUGGUCUAGGAAAUUCGGUAAUGGAUGCACAAGGUUCUGUUACUGUGACAGCUCAAAUGAAUCUUGGAGACGAAGUUUGGGUUAAACAUAUAUAUCCUGCAGAUGGAAGUUUAUGGGGUGAACGAUUGACAAGUUUUACAGGGGUUUUGAUAUCAAACAAUUAGACAUUAAUUUUGUCAAAUUAUCAAAAAUAGUAUAUCAACACUGAAAACAUUAAAGAAAUAAAUAACCUUAAAGCUUAAA